This is a messenger RNA of Drosophila subobscura, 831 nucleotides long. Its product is annotated as serine protease 1-like. Gene Ontology annotation, biological process: proteolysis. The transcript has a single exon. NCBI's taxonomy places the organism in Eukaryota, Metazoa, Arthropoda, Insecta, Diptera, Drosophilidae. Gene Ontology annotation, molecular function: serine-type endopeptidase activity. Bases 1 to 831 code for a protein of 276 amino acids. The record is from RefSeq and is a predicted model, not a curated record.
AUGGAAAAGACCGCAGUGCUGCUCUUUGCUGCGAUACACCUCUGGCCCACUGAGGUGGGUGGUGAGGCUGAGGUGAGAGGCCUGAAGCCCGUGCCCAUACGGUUUGUGCCGCUCCUCGACAUUAAGGAAAAGGAGUACGAGGCUGGCUUUGAGGUAACGGAGACGGAUUUGCCCUUCGUCGUUGCUCUGGACUUUAGGGGCCGGAAGGGUAAUUGGUUCUGCGCGGGGGCCAUUCUGGGCCAUUGCUGGGUCGUCACUGUGGCGUCCUGCACCAAGCACGCAUCCCAUGUGGCGAUCAGCUACGGCGCCUUCCAGCGGGACAAGUCGCUCUUUACCCUGCACGUCACCAGCAAGGCCAUACACAACAGCCCCAAGAACAAGGAAUUCAAGCACGACCUGGCCCUCAUCCGCACCAACUAUGUGAAGUUCUCGGACCGGAUCCGCGCCGUUUCCCUGCCCUCCCAGAAGAUCCGCCUGCCCUACAUCGAUGAGUGGACAUACUCGGCGGGCUGGGGGCGCCACCACGUCGCCCUGAUGAACACGAACCAGCUGCGCCUCCUACAGGUGGAGGCGAAGUCAAACCACUUUUGCCGGAAGAGCGGCUUCGGCCAGAUCAUAAUGGACUCGAUGAUGUGCACCGCCUUGGCUGAAGGCGACAACAGCUGCCUCCUGGACUCGGGCAGUCCCCUGGUGCUGCGGGACCUCCAGGUGAUCGUGGGCGUGGCCUCAUUUGCCAGCCAGCUGGACUGCCGUCAGAACCGGCUGCUGGUCUACACCCGACUCACAGAAUACAUCCAAUGGAUACGAUCCCUCAUUCGGGACGAUGUUUGA